This is a messenger RNA of Hyla sarda, 2053 nucleotides long. It is a transcript of the gene GTPBP3, whose product is annotated as GTP binding protein 3, mitochondrial. Lineage: Eukaryota; Metazoa; Chordata; Amphibia; Anura; Hylidae. The coding region runs from base 292 to 1764 and encodes 490 amino acids. The record is from RefSeq and is a predicted model, not a curated record. Gene Ontology annotation, biological process: tRNA wobble uridine modification; tRNA methylation. Gene Ontology annotation, cellular component: mitochondrion; cytoplasm. Gene Ontology annotation, molecular function: GTPase activity; GTP binding; protein binding. The transcript has 10 exons.
CAACGUGAAAUAUCGCGCGCAAACCGCCCACUGCUGACUCCGCCUACCCGGAAGUAUAUGAAUAUCUACUCCACAGACACUAUUAGGUGGUUGGUUAUUUCGAGAGGAGGAGCGUCUGUAGGCUGGCUAUCCAAUAAGAAGCGGCGAAAGUCGAGAAGGGGGCGGGUUUUGGUCGAUUUACGAAUCAGCGCUUGGCUGGCGGCUUUGGUUAGUAGGAGCCAUAUGACAUUCAGAGAUGAAUUUUAAAGAUCAGUAAUGGAGUGAGGAGUGGACGCAGUACCUUACUUAGACAUGUGGUCCUUCAGAAGGUGCUUGAAUACAUUAUCUGGAUAUCCUGUAAAGAAUUGGAUAUGCCAUCAUGUUAGAGAUACCAUAUUUGCCCUCUCAUCUGGCCAUGGGAAAUGUGGAGUGGCAGUUAUCAGGACAAGUGGCCCUGCUAGUCAGAAGACUCUGCACCUCCUAACAAAGUGGCAGACAUUGCCUCCUCCACGGCAAGUAAAACUUGCUUCAAUUUUGUGUCCGAAAUCUGGGGAGCUGUUGGACAGAGGACUGGUGGUAUGGUUUUCAGGUCCUCAUAGCUUCACAGGAGAAGACUGCUGUGAAUACCAUGUGCAUGGGGGUCUUGCAGUGGUCCGCGGUGUCCUCCAGGCUUUAGGAUCUCUGCAAAUGCUCCGUCCAGCAGAACCAGGUGAAUUCACCAAAAGAGCUUUUCAAAAUGGAAAACUUGAUUUGACUGAGGUGGAGGGUCUUGGAGAUCUAAUUCACGCAGAAACUGAGGUCCAGAGAAGGCAGGCCUUGCGUCAGAUGUCCGGUGAGCUUGGACAGCUAUACCACAGGUGGAGCCAGCAACUAAUCAGGGGUCUUGCUCACAUUGAGGCCUUCAUAGAUUUUAGUGAGGAUGAUAAUGUAGAGGAAGAUGUUCUUCUAGCGGUUGAUGAAGUGGUUGAUAAGCUUCAGAAAGAACUGGAGGAACAUCUUAAGGACAACCGACGAGGAGAGAGGCUGAGAGAUGGGGUACAAGUUGUCCUCACAGGAGCUACUAAUGCAGGAAAAAGCAGCCUACUAAAUGUAAUAAGCCAGAAACCAACUGCCAUAGUUUCCUCCAUCCCCGGCACCACUCGAGAUGUGGUUGAAACAACCUUAAACAUUGGGGGGUAUCCAAUUAUCCUGAGUGACACUGCAGGCCUGCGGGAUUCUGAGGAUCCUAUAGAGAAGGAAGGUGUAAGAAGGGCCAAGGCAAGGGUGAGAGAAGCAGACAUUCUUGUAGCAGUGAUAGAUGUCUGUAAUGGUUUACUAUCUCGGGAAACACUGCUUGCCCAACUGCAAAACAUCUACUCCAGCUUCCAAGGAGAUGGACCCAGGAAUGUUAUUUUGGCACUGAACAAAGUAGACCUGCUGAGCCAAGAGAGUAUUGUUUACCUAGAGAAGUUAUGCCAGGAAUCUGGACUACUGCCAGUAUGUCUUCUGUCUUGCCACACAGGAGAAGGAAUCAGCAAGUUCUUGGGAAUCCUGAGAGACCACUUGGAAGCAAUUUGUGGUGAUCCUCUUCAGGGAAUGCCUACCAUUACUCAGACUCGCCACAGACAUCAUCUUAUGGCAUGCCUUGGUGCCCUAGGGCGCUACAGUGUGCACAGACAGCAGGACUUGGUUCUCUCAGCAGAAGAGCUGCGUAUUGCACACAGACAACUUGGUGCUAUUACAGGUAGAGUGAGCGCUGAGGAGAUUCUGGAUAUUAUAUUCAGUGAUUUCUGCAUUGGAAAGUGACUGACUAUUUUACUCUUUUAAAAUACUGUGCUGUUUUAGGCACCCAGCAUAUUAACUCCUAAAACGAUGAGUACGAAUAAACCUAAGACCAGUUGUCUUGUCUUUGACUUUCAUUUUUUUGUUGGAUAUGCUCUAAAUGUGUAAGGGGGAAUGUAGCUAAAAGCAAAACAGAUUUGCAACAAUAACAUAAAUAAAUCUAUAAGAAUGAACUCUAUGUUCAGUAUUCAUGUGUUAUAAACAUAAAACUGUGGAACAUUUUAUAUUCAUAUUACUUUCUUUAUAAAGGUAU